Lasiosphaeria miniovina is the source of this 1734-nucleotide messenger RNA. RefSeq lists its product as uncharacterized. The transcript has 2 exons. The record is from RefSeq and is a predicted model, not a curated record. NCBI's taxonomy places the organism in Eukaryota, Fungi, Ascomycota, Sordariomycetes, Sordariales, Lasiosphaeriaceae. The coding region runs from base 1 to 1734 and encodes 577 amino acids.
AUGGCACCACGACUUCCCACUCGCGUUCGAACGGCUGGUGCAAAACUCAUAGCUCGAACCCAGGAAGUUGGUGGGUCCUCCAUUCUUUCGCUACUAGCAAGCAGUGCCAUCCUCACCUUUGUCUCAUUGAACACCCUAGCCGGCCAUCCCGACGAAUUGGACAGCAGACCGGCCGGGUUCGGGCUGAUAAGAAUAUUUCGGCUCGGAUCCGAAAUUUCAGUUCAAUCAUGGCUGGCCAUCGUUGGUGCUGGCUUCGGAAUGCUCUCGUACGGCUGUUCCGAGACAUACACUCACAUGUUUGACUUGUGGUGUAGUCGCCAAGCAAGCCGAUAUCCAGGCCUCAAUUAUGCCCGCUAUCUCAACUCGCAGCCACGGGCUCCAGUAGUAGUGGGAUUCCGCGGGUUCCCGGCAUUCGUCCUACUCCGGUACUUUAUCAUGGCGCUGGCCAUUCCCGCUUCCAUUGGCUACAAAUUCAGCAUCUCCACCGUUCGCAUCACGGCGUACGAACACAUAGGCUCGUCGAGCGUGCGCCUUUCCACGCCCCCAGUUCAAGCGCUCCUGGGGAAUGGAACGACGAGCCCCUGGCUCAGCGACAGGCCCGGGAACAUCAACCGCGCUUUCGUUCACCACUACUACCCCCGGAACCAAACCAACAAUAAUACCAUGUUCAGCCCCCCAGAUAGCAUUGCCAUGGUGGAUUUGGCUGACUGCGGCGGAGUAUUUCAUGACUCCGACGUUGGCAGCCUUUACACGCGAGAGAUCGUCAUGAUUGCAAAGAUAAACCACGAAAUUGGAGAGUCCGUCAUGACGGCAGAUCAUCAGGGCUGGACACGGAUUGAGAACGUUACCACUGAUCAGCCUGCCAACGUGAGCAAAUUGGAGAUGGUGUUUGACUACAAGAUUGCCGACACAGGAAGCGUGCAGAUCCAGUGGGCGGAGACGGGAAGCUGGCUGAUCAAUAAUUCUGGCCCACGGCCACCUAUUGGACGGAUCAACUACAGCGCGCAUUUGGCGGUUGCUGUAGUCAAGCGGCUCGUUGACAACAGAGGCUGCUCUAGCAUUGAAGACCAAGAGCAAGACUCGGUUCAGCUACUAACGGAAGCCAUACCAAUGACGGCAUUCGGAAACAAUCAGUCCUCCCAGGUUAAGAAUAACUGGCUCAAUGAGAUCAUUCUCGGCGACCCCAACGGUGCACACAUGGCUAUCAGUGCUAUUGUUCGGGUGUCAAUGGCAGGCUGGAGCUCUCAGCUGGAAUUGGGGAACUCGAGCCGGGUCCAACUAGGACACGCUCCACGGGACCACGGGCCAUUCAAUGAGACAGAAUACAACAAGUCAAAAUUUAUAAUAGGUCCAAAAGAAACACAACACCACUACCCUGUCUACCUGGGGCUCCGGGGCGAAAUUCGGAUGGGAAGCUCUUCCAACGCGGCCAUGUAUUUUCUCAUCCUGUCUUUUUUUUCAUGGCUCAUUUGCUUCGCUCGACUUCUCCUGGGACCAGCAAAGCUGACCUCGUGGAUGGGACAGCACGUGUACCUGGCACUGGCGGGACAGAUAGGGAAGGAGGGGACAGAACAUCUGGAGAGCGGAUACCGGGUUGCCAGGGUUGCCGGGAACGGAGACCAAGGAAGGUUCAAGUGGGCUGGAGUCGUGGAGAAGGCUUGCGAGCAUGUUCCUGACUCUUUUGUCUUCACGAACUAUGCGGGAUACAGAGGCAGGUUCGUGAAUGGGCUGUAA